CGUGGUUACCAGCCGAGCCUCAGCCCUUGGAUCAACGAACUUGAGGAGACGUUAAACCCCCUGAUUGCACCCGGACCUGGCCCUGGCUACCCUCGUAGCCAAACCCACGAUAUGGUGUCCCUGACUGACCCUCCCACUCUGGAACCCGAUGCUAGCACCACUGGAGAACUAGGAAAACAGGCACAGAAACUCGCUCGUACUGUGUUGGAUUGUUUCCUCUCCAUCAGGUCUGUCCCUAACGACAAGUCCCGAACUGGUGCCUGCGGAUACUCCGCCACGGAAUCUGAACUCCCGUUAGGGAAUUCAUAUCUGGAAAGAGAUGCAGAUGUCGAGGCCAAAUUGGAAAGGUAUAACAGAGACGCUGUGAUACCAGGAAUACCUACUCUGGCGGAAAACAAUCUGCUAUGCCCGUUCUAUCUAUACAAGAAGGAGAAAUAUCUUGACUGCUUGAGACUUGUUGACGUGCAAGAGAUACCUGACCUCAAGGAACAUCUCUGGGCCUACCAUCGUCAACCGUCGUACUGUCCAACCUGCCAUGACACCUUCAUGCUAUCCGAGGACUGGGAGAAUCACAUUCGACUCAGGUCUUGUGUAUUUUCUGGAAAACCGCGUCCCGAAGGUAUUACUGCCUUGCAAAUGCAGCUCCUCGCUCAGUCCCCUAACCUUGACUCCCCACGAGAUGAUCAGUGGCUGUCAAUCUGGAAAAUUGUCUUCCCAGGUGUGAAAGCACCAAUACCAUUUAUACCUGGAAAGAUUGAGACCGCAGUCUGGGCAUUGAGAGACUUCUGGGCAGCCGAAGGAGGCCAAAUUAUGUCCAAGUUUCUUACAGAGGGACUGCAGCAGAGUCCCCAUCACCAAAAUCACAGAUUGAAUGUCACCACACUGGGAUCUUUAGUGAUCCAACUCGCGACUGAACAUCUAGUCGCGAGAAUCAGACAAGACUAGGUUUAUGGGCUGUGAAACCAGCGGGCACCAGAUCUACUAUCGAACGAAUGUUGAGCUGUUAAGCAAAUUCAUCACGUAAAACCAAUGGCCCUGUAUACAUCAGUCUGAACGAGAUGGCGAGUUAAGCAGAUACGAGACCCCACGCUCAUCAUAUAUAUAGUGGGCGAGAAUAUUGCUAUCAAGCCUGAGAAUAUCUUUUAAUUCGAGAAUACAAUUACUCUGGCAACAUUGGUUGCUCUCUUACCAGGACAACUUUCGCAUUGAUUGGAACCUUUUCACAGCACGG
This is a messenger RNA of Xylaria bambusicola, 1231 nucleotides long. RefSeq lists its product as uncharacterized. The transcript has a single exon. NCBI's taxonomy places the organism in Eukaryota, Fungi, Ascomycota, Sordariomycetes, Xylariales, Xylariaceae. The coding region runs from base 112 to 945 and encodes 277 amino acids. The record is from RefSeq and is a predicted model, not a curated record.